AUGAAUGAGAAUGAGUCCAUUUCAGAUUACUUUACAAGAACUUUGAGUAUUGUAAAUCAAAUUAGAAGGUAUGGUGAAAAUCUUGAUGAUGUACGUAUGAUAGAGAAGGUUCUACGGUCACUAAGUUCCAAAUUUGAGCAUGCGGUUGUUGGCAUUGAAGAAUCGAAGGAUCUUAAUACCAUGACAGUUGAUCAAUUAAUGGGCACGCUUGAAAUACAUGAGCAAAGGAUAAACAAGAAAGCCUCUAAUUCCCUUGAGCAAGCUCUCCAAUCUAAGCUUUCUUUCAAGGAAGAAAAAGAGCAAGGCACAUCCCAAAGAGGAAAAGGAAGAGGCUCUGAAGGUCAUGGUAGAGGCUAUGAAAGCCAUGGAAGAGGCUAUGAGAGCCAUAGUAAAGGUCGUGCAAGUAGAGGUAAAGGUAGAAGAAACACUAUUGGAGGUAGAAGAGGAAAAAAUUUAUAUGCUCCAAGAGAAAGAGGAAGAGAAAGAGGAGGAGGAAAUUACAACCGUUCAUUCAAUAGGCAUGGCUAUGACAAGAGAAAUGUGGAAUGCUACAAUUGUCACAACUUUGGGCACUAUAGCUAUGAAUGUAGAGCAAAGUCAAGCAAUGAAGUUGGUGAGCAAGUGAACUAUGUUGAAAAAGAGAGCAAUGAAGUGGGUCCUACUUUGUUGGUAGCUUAUAAUGGGUCUGAAAAUGAUCAAAGCAAUGUGUGGUUUCUUGAUACCAGGCUAGCAAUCACAUGUGCGGCUAGAAGCAUAUCUUUGUUGAACUUAAUCAAGCAGUGCAAGGCCAUGUUACAUUUGGUGACUCCUCCAAAAUUUCGGUGA
Messenger RNA from Camellia sinensis, 825 nucleotides. RefSeq lists its product as uncharacterized. Gene Ontology annotation, molecular function: zinc ion binding; nucleic acid binding. The record is from RefSeq and is a predicted model, not a curated record. NCBI's taxonomy places the organism in Eukaryota, Viridiplantae, Streptophyta, Magnoliopsida, Ericales, Theaceae.